UUCCAGUGUGCCACCGUGUUUUGGGAACAGGAGACAUGCUUGGGAGACAGUUCCAUUCUACUUCUCGUUGAAGCCAGUUUUCAGUACAAGGAUCUGAAUAUCGCAAGUUCUUAUUUCAAAACAGCCUGCUGAGUCUUUGCAUUGGAAGAUGAAUUAGAAGGAAAUGACUGUGACUUUACCUCAUCUUUUGUGAAAACGCAGCAGGUUUUCACUGCACUUCCCACAAGGCGAGUGAGGCCAGGUAUUGUUUGGAACAAAGAAAUGUUUAAACAGCCAAAACCUUUAGAGCCUGCAAGCUGAACACACAUGUGAGACAACAGCAGUCACCUCUGUGCUUUUAGCUCUGAGUUCAUGAACAAUGAGUCUGGAAAUAGCAGGAUAAGUGGUUACAGCAUGUGAUUACGACCAGCAGCUGAGUGUGUCUGGAAGGAUUGACACAGCCAUUGUGACACCAAAUCUUUUGCACUCAAAGAUAGACUGGGGCCUCCUCUUGAUAUACUGCUGGAUUCACUGAACUGUACAGCGCUUAGUGUGCAAUGGAGGAUGCCAAAGCAGCAUGCGAGCACCAUCACAGGAUAUACAGUCUUUUACUCAGAGGUUGAAGAUGACAAAGCAGUUAAACAGCUCUCGCACGAUGUUCCCCUGAGUUUGGAUAUGCUUAGCAUGGGUCAACUUGAAGGACAAGCAAUUUUUGAAGUUGUUAUCGGUGACCUAAAGCCAGGCACUCCUCACCGCGUUAGCGUUGGAGCAUACGGCUGGGCAGGGAAAGGACGACCCAGCAUGCCCAGAGACGUGACAACCUUAUCCCAAGAUAAGUGCAUGCCCCCUGCGCCACCCUAUCAGCCUCAGAUUGUGGUAGUUUCUGAUUCAGAAGUUGCAUUGUCCUGGAAGCCUGGAGUGAGUGAAGGAAGUUCUCCCAUCCAGUACUACGUGGUGGAGUUUAUCAGGCCAGACCUUGACAGCAAUUGGACAGUAAUAAGAGAGCAGAUCCAGAUGGAGUCCAUGGUUCUCAAGGGACUUCUCCCAAACACCAAGUAUCAGUUUGCCGUCAGAGCAGCAAACUCCUAUGGAUCGAGCCCCGCCAGUGCACCAAGUGAUGUCAUUCGAACAUUCCGCUCUGAGGAGUUAGGAAGUGGAAGCUAUGGGCAUCGGUAUAUCACAGACACAGUGACUGGUGAUGAUGAUGGAUUUGAUAUUGAUGACUCAGACUACGACAUUUACAUAGAAGAGCUCAGACCACUGCCUGCUAUCAAAGGAGGCAACAGAAAAUUUCUGGUUGAAACUAAGGUCGCGCCAGGGUCUAGUUCCAGGCUCCUCUCACGAGUCCUUACAACCACUUCUGAACCCACCACUUCCACUCCCACCACUACACGACCUUCCACCACAACGAGGGUGACUACAGCUCAGUCAGCAAGAAGGGGUGGCAUGUCUUCUGCAGCACGUCUGUUUGAUCUCUCCUGUGAUGAGGCCAUCUGUUCUGCAGACAGCUUUUGUGUCAAUGACUACGACCGGGGUGGCUCACGCUGCCACUGCAACUUGGGAAAAGGAGGAGAAAUAUGUGCAGAAGAUAUUAUUAUCCAGUAUCCUCAGUUCUCUGGCUACUCAUACCUCACCUUUGAACCACUGAAGAACUCCUAUCAGACAUUUCAAAUUACCCUUGAAUUCAGAGCUGAAUCAGAAGAUGGCUUGCUGUUAUACUGUGGAGAAAAUGAACAUGGUCGUGGUGAUUUUAUGUCACUAGCAAUCAUCCGACGUAGCAUCCAGUUCAGGUUCAACUGUGGCACUGGAGUUGCAGUCAUAACAAGUGAAAACAAAAUCAAACUGGGGAACUGGCACAGUGUCACAUUGUUCAGAGAUGGGAUGGAAGGCCGGCUCAGAAUGGACAAUGAUGCUCCAGUGACAGGAAAAUCUCAGGGCCAAUAUAGUAAAAUUACGUUCCGGACUCCCUUCUAUGUUGGUGGUGCCCCCAGCGUGUACUGGCUGGUCAGAGCUGCAGGCACCAACCGUGGCUUUCAGGGCUGCGUUCAGUCACUGAGCAUCAACGGAAAGAUAAUUGAUAUGAGACCUUGGCCUUUGGGGAAAGCUCUCAGUGGUGCUGAUGUCGGUGAGUGUAGCAGUGGCAUCUGUGACGAGGCUGCCUGCAUCAACAGUGGUACCUGUGCUGCAAACAAAGCGGAUUCAUACAUUUGCCUUUGCCCUCUGGGAUUUAAAGGUCAUCAUUGUGAAGAAGCACUCACCUUGGCCAUACCUCAGUUCAACGAGUCCUUAAAGUCAUUUGCUAGCACACCCUGGCCCUUGGAAUCACAAAAUUACCUGUCCUUCAUGGAGUUUGAGAUGACAUUUCGUCCAGAUUUAGAGACUGGUGUCCUUUUGUACAGCUAUGACACAGACAGCAAGGACUUCCUCUCUAUUAACAUGGUGGCUGGUUACGUGGAGUUCAGGUUCGACUGUGGCUCAGGAACGGCUGUUAUCAGGAGUGAAGAACCUGUCAGUCUGGGUCAAUGGCAUGAGUUGCGAGUGUCUCGCACAGCGAAGAAUGGUAUCUUACAAGUGGACAAACAAAAGCCUGUGGAAGGAAUGGCAGAGGGGGCUUUCACACAGAUAAAGUGCAGCUCUGAAAUAUUUAUUGGUGGAGUCCCUAGUUAUGAUGCCGUGAAGAAGAAUUCAGGGAUCCUCCGGCCCUUCAGUGGGAGCAUCCAGAAGAUUAUCUUGAAUGACCGGACAAUUGAUGUGAAACGUGAUUUUACUUUUGGAGUCAACGUAGCAAAUGCUGCCCACCCCUGCGUGAGCUCACCAUGUGCAAAUGGAGGCACCUGUGUUCCCAAGAAGGACAGCUAUGAAUGUGACUGUCCCCUGGGCUUCGAUGGGCAACAUUGCCAAAAAGCCAUCACAGAAGCAAUUGAAAUCCCACAGUUUAUUGGUCGCAGCUACCUCACGUAUGAUAAUCCAGAUAUCCUGAAAAGGGUGUCAGGAUCAAGAACAAAUGUGUUCAUGAGGUUUAAAACCACUAUGAAGGAAGGUCUUUUGAUGUGGAGAGGUGACAGCCCCAUGCGACCUAACAGUGAUUUCAUUUCUCUAGGCCUUCAAGAAGGAGCAUUAAUAUUCAGCUACAAUUUGGGCAGCGGCCUUGCUUCCAUCAUGGUGAAUGGCUCUUUCAGUGAUGGCCGGUGGCACAGAGUCAAGGCUGUUCGGGAUGGACAGUCUGGCAAAGUAACUGUGGAUGAUUAUGGUGCCAGGACUGGUAAAUCCCCUGGGAAGAUGAGGCAGCUAAACAUUAACGGAGACCUCUAUGUAGGUGGCAUGAAGGAAAUUGCCCUGCACACGAACAGGCAGUACCUGCGGGGCCUGGUGGGCUGCAUCUCCCACUUCACGCUGUCAACUGAUUACCACAUCUCGCUGGUGGAGGAUGCUGCUGAUGGGAAGAACAUCAACACAUGUGGGACCAAGUGACAGGAGAGGAAUCGUGGUGCUGAGGAUGCAUCAUGUGCUUGUGUGUGUGGCUAAGCACGUGGCUGGCCUAUGUUUGCCAUCUGGGAAGGUGACAGAGCCAAAGGGACACCCCUUCACCCCCCCCAAAAAAGGAACAUUUUUCCUCUCGUUUCUCUGCUGACCAAACCAAACUGAGUAUUUUAUGUAGGAGCCAUCUCCUCUACCCAUUAAGUGUUUAGUGGACACCAAAGUUUGUGCAUCAGUGCAAAUGGCAAAGAAAGGUGUGAUGUUUUGAGUAGCUCAAUGACUGUGUUGUGGUCCUUAGGUUGUCUUUUGUAACAUCAGAGAAAGCAGUUGUGAAACACCUGCAUUCAUCCCACCCUGCAGUAGUAUAAUCACUGUGCUUUUCAAUAAGUAUGCCACCGGGCAGUGUACCUAUGCAUUCAAAUCUAUGUCCCAGAAGUAUCAGUUCUCCUUACCAUCUCUGAUGUAGCUAAAUUAUGUUUGAUCCAAUGUAAAUAACAGCUACAGUUACUGGUUUCAAAAUAGUGUUGUUUGUUGAGAAGGAAAGUUCUUAAAGUCUACUUUUUUAUGACAAGCAACCGAACCAAUGAAACAAUUUUGUAGAAGUAAUUUUAUAUUUGUAUAUUUUUAUAGCAGCAGGAACAGACUUGCUAACAUGGUGUAACUUUUAACAGUUAGGUGUACUAUACAAUUAGCUCUUUGCAUACUUUCCUUAAAAUAGCAAAGUGACCUGUGGUUUAAAUUUGUUAUACAAGAAGCUUAAUUUCUGUAUUAUACAGUUUUGAUGGGGAUAUUUGUGCGUUGUGACCAGUUUUAAAUCUGACUCUUUUUGUUUUGUAAAUUUUGACAGUUUAAAAUUGUACAUUAUGAAGCUUUCCUGGCUUAAACAGAUUAAAAGAUUAGGAAAAAAAAAAAGAGCAAAUGGUUGCUACUGUGGUAUUAUAAAUCACUACUUUUUUUUUUUUUUUUUUUUGAAAGCUGAGAAAAGGGAUGUGCAAGAGAUCUUGGAAGGUCAUAGUCCUCUUAAAAUAAAAUGUUUUCUGGGCACUGGA
This is a messenger RNA of Columba livia (rock pigeon), 4505 nucleotides long. It is a transcript of the gene EGFLAM, whose product is annotated as EGF like, fibronectin type III and laminin G domains. Lineage: Eukaryota; Metazoa; Chordata; Aves; Columbiformes; Columbidae. The coding region runs from base 544 to 3450 and encodes 968 amino acids. The transcript has 24 exons. The record is from RefSeq and is a predicted model, not a curated record. Gene Ontology annotation, molecular function: calcium ion binding; protein binding.